UAAUUCAUCCUUUUUCCAUUCCAAACAUUCGUCAAGUUAUGACACGUUUAUUUUUGUGCUCUCUCCGUACACGCUCUCAAAAAAGUGUUAGAAAUUCGCCAUUUUUUUUUCUCCGGCAUCUCAUAAAUGUCGCCGCCUUCUUCAUUUUCCAGUGAAACAGUGCAAAUAUUUCGAAAUGUUAAUGGAAAAGUUAUUAAUUUAAAGAUAAAAAAUGAGAAGGAAAAUAAAGUACGAACGUUUAUUAUUCAUGGAAAUGAAAAAAUACACGUUUGGAUAGAAAUUUUAAAAUGUUGCGUAUUUCUCGUCACAUGUUUCUUUGUUAAUCGUUUACUCUUUAUUUUCAUCUUUGGAGUACUUUUGCUGUGGCAUUAUAAAAAUUUAGCAACCACUGUUGUAGCAGAUUCCCUUCUAGUAAUCGAAUCUGUAGGAGUUCAAAUUGUCAGUAGACGCCGUUGUUUUGGCCUCUACGCGACUGAAUUUCUACCAUGGAACAUAAUUCAAGACGUAUUCAUUAAUGAAGUGAUAGUAGAGAGAAGAGUCCUGUAUUAUUUAACAUUUCUUGUUGAAACUGAAAAUCAAGGGACAAAUCCAGUUCGUUUGGUUCCUCUCUUUCGAAAUAUGAAGCCUGAGAAAAAAUGUCUAGAACAUAUUUAUCUUCAAUUGGCAAUAUUCAUCAAACCAGUCAACGUCAAGAAAAGUUGACACACAAGUAUCUAUUACUUAUUUAAUAAAUUUUUAUUCAAUCAUUGCCAAUGCCAAAAAUACUAUAGGUAUUUUUUUUAUUAUAUUUUAUAAACCGUCACAACAAAUUUUUAUACAUUUUUAUAUUUUUGACAAUUUUUACUUUGCACUGUUCAAAAAAAUUGUCUUUAGAAUGUAGUUUGUAGUUAAUAGUUAAAGGAAAAAGAAACGAAGAAAAUCGUUGAAAAUAGAAUACGAAAGUAAUUUUUUUUAAUAUUUAAAUAAACUAAUUGCAAAAUGUGAUAUAUUUUCCGUACGCUUUAAAAAUUGUUAAAAAAAAGAGAAUUGUGCCCUAGAAAUCUAAUUACAGAAUAGUUAACUCAUUAAUUCAUAGAAAUGAGUAUGGAAAUAAUCGCAAAAUAGAGGAAGUGAGAUUUUCUAGUCAUAAUUAAUGACGAUGAUAGUAUACGAUGUUACCAAUACAGAAAUGUAUAAUAAAUUAACCUGAUUGGUCAAAAUAAAGCUGCUUAUUUGAAAUGGAUUUGGAACAAAAAUUUGGAUUCAUUUGAAUCUUUUGUUUCUAACGUAUGUUUAAUUAAAUUUUUUAAAAAUAUAUCUUUACAAAUAGAUUCCAAAUGAGUUGGCAUUAUUUCGAUCAAUCAAAAAAUAAUCAAACAUCAUUUCUUCAACUCUGGUAGUUGCAUUAAAAGCAAUGAUUUUAACUUGUAUAGUUUAUAUAUAUUUGCAAAAAUGUAAUUUAUUACAAAUUUUAAAAUUUUUUAUAAGAUAAGAGCUGUAUGUUUUUUGAAAUAUUAGUCACACAUUUAUUUUUUUAAAAACUAGGUGAAUUUCUAUGUUAGGAAUAAAAAUGUUGAUGUUAAAUACUUUUAAAAAUUUGAUUCUUGGUAGUAAUUCAUAAUAACAAUCAACUUUCUUGUACCAGUUGAUUUUCUAUAAUGGUUUAAUUUUUUUGAAUUUUGGGUCUCUGGAGGUCUCAUUAUAUUCAUUAAAAUUGGCUAAUGAUUUAAUGCUUUUGCAUUAUUUUACUCAACAGUUUUCCGAUGGAAACAAAGAUGAGAAUAAAA
Molecule: messenger RNA, 1766 nt
Organism: Leptopilina heterotoma
Lineage: Eukaryota; Metazoa; Arthropoda; Insecta; Hymenoptera; Figitidae
Product: phosphatidylinositol N-acetylglucosaminyltransferase subunit H-like
Exons: 3
Coding region: 127-702 (191 amino acids)
Biological process (GO): GPI anchor biosynthetic process
Cellular component (GO): glycosylphosphatidylinositol-N-acetylglucosaminyltransferase (GPI-GnT) complex
Source: RefSeq, a predicted model, not a curated record